UCUCUCUCUAAGUCGACCGUUUUCCUCCCUACAAAAGAGCCUCUCCCCUCGGGAACGUCUUUCUCUAGAAGCGAAAGACUCGCAAGUAACCUCCAUUCCCGAGCAGGGGACAGGCAGAAGAAGAAGAAGAAGAAGAAGAGGAGGAGGAGGUGGCUCGUCAUGUUCCAUUCACUGAGCCUCUCGACGAAGGGACCUCUGGGCUCGGUCUGGGUCGCUGCCUAUUGCUACAAGCGCCUCAAGAAGGCGCAGGUCGCCGAGACCGACAUUCCCAUCUCCGUCGAUAAGAUUUUGCAGGAUGAAUUAAAUGUCGUCACGUAUAGAGUGUCAGGCUACUUUCUUCUCGGGGUUGUGAGGAUAUACUCGAAGAAGGUGGAGUAUUUGUUUGACGACUGCCAUAAGGUGCUUAUCAAAGUGAAGGAAUUUGUGGUAAGCGAGAAUGAAAAACAUGACUCAUGUGCCGAUAUACUGGGUGCUCCUCGUACCUUGAUCAGUCUCCCAAAGAGAUUCGAACUCGAUGCUUUUGAUCUGGAGAUCGUUGAAGAUGUUAUUGGUGGUAAUCUGGUGCUGCCGGAAGAGAUCACCCUUCGAGAUGAUAUGUGGAGAAAUAAGGAAAUAGCCCAGUCCUCUCUAAAGAAGCAUCAUCGGGAAGAAGGAACUGGUCAUUAUGACACUUCCUCCUCUGACAAUGCCACAGUGAAAGGAAUGGGCACAUCAGAUAAUCAGAAUUACACCAGCGUGGAGAGGCUUCGAGAUGAUAGAUUUGAAGAAGAAUGUCCAGGUUCUCUCACUUUUCUCGGCAUUGGAGGAAGUUCUUUAGAUCCUGAUUGGUGGUUUGGUGAAGAUAAUCAAGCUGAUGAGCAGCAGAUGAGCCAUGCAGAGGUGUCACCAGCCAGUGGUGAGAAGCUUCAGGAUGAUAUAGAUCUUCAGAAACCAAAGAAAAAUUCUGUGACAGAUGGGACUGGCUUGGAACCUUUGGCACUAAUUGACACAGUUGUGGAGGAGCCUUUUUCCCAUCCACAGAUACUCAAGCUUCCUGAACCGCUGUUAACUGAAACCGGAGAGCAUGAGGUUCUCAAAACACCAGAAAAGCAAGAUGUUCAAGGUGCUCCCACACCUGAUUUCAUGCUUAUUCCUACACCAACCCCCAAGGAGCGGCCGCGGACAAAGAGGAAACGGAAGUGCCUAUGUGAUGAUCUAAUUGUGCUGCCUAAUGCGGUCAUCAGGAAAAGCAUUUGUGAUGCAAGCGAUUUGGUGUGCAAACGAAGGAAGGUUCCUCACAAGGCUUAUGCUGUGUGGAAAGCCACCAGAUUAUCCAAUGCGACCGUUAGGUUCUUUGAGCCCCUCCUUCCUUCAGGUAUUUCGGCAGACCUCAGAAAUCUCUUUCUUAGGAAAGAUGUUGAAUUUUUGAUACCUCAGGAAGCUGCUGUAGUUUGUGAAAAGGGCGAUGGACCAGAGACGUUGGUAUCUCAGGAAGCUGUGGGAGUUUGUCAAGAGGGCAAGUUACUAGAAGUUUGUACUGAUGAUAACAUGGUUGAGUUGGGAAUAGCCCCAGAAACACCCGUCCGAAGCUCAUCAUCAAGGAGACCCUUUGAAAGCCCAAAUGUUAGUAGUCCAGAUGGAACGAAGCCCGAAAAAUCCUAUGAAAUUGCAAGUUUGGGUCAAGACCUGCCCAUGGUUGAGGAUCAAGACCUUGGUUUUAGUCUUGUGAAUGAGGAAAUGAGCUCAUCUGCAGGACAUAACCACGAUGAAUGUGGAUGGACGGGGAGAACAAGAAUUGUGGCAAGACACUUGCAAAGGUUAUCCCAUAAACAAAGAAAAGGGGGAGAGGAAGAUGUGCUUCGCUUGUCGCAGGUUUCACGGGGGAAAACAAAAAAGGAAAGUGCAAGGCUCUUCUAUGAAAUACUGGUGCUGAAAAGCAAGGGUUACAUCGAAGUAGAGCAAGAGGAGGCUCAUGGCGACAUUCUCAUGAGGCGGCUUCCCAAAUGGGAACAAGCUUUUGGAGCCAAUGGCCCAUGAGUAAGAUUGGAGGGUACCUCAAGAUUAAACUUUUGGGCGGGAUCGGAUCAAUGCACAUAAACUUUUGAGCUCUCUUCACAGUGUACAGUCAGAUCGCAGGUUAGGUUCAGGAUUUUAGUUUAGCAGUGAAUCUGUAGAUAAAAGUUAGACCAGUUUUCAUCCAAGUACAUGAAAUUUCGAGUUGGUUUAGCCCGAGCAGUUCCAAGAAUCGCAUCGCCGAGGCUGUCGUCGGGUCAUGCCUCGCAUUGCAGUGGAUAUUCUGUUCUUGCUUGAUUAUUCGAUCAAAAGCCAUUUGUGUAUUAUUUGCAUUGCUACAGGAUUUGGCAGGGACUAUAUGAAUGAGGAGACCUCAUCCAAUGAA
Eucalyptus grandis is the source of this 2377-nucleotide messenger RNA. RefSeq names its product sister chromatid cohesion 1 protein 2. Gene Ontology annotation, molecular function: chromatin binding; protein binding. Gene Ontology annotation, cellular component: synaptonemal complex; cohesin complex. The record is from RefSeq and is a predicted model, not a curated record. The transcript has 13 exons. Gene Ontology annotation, biological process: mitotic sister chromatid cohesion; replication-born double-strand break repair via sister chromatid exchange; synaptonemal complex assembly. NCBI's taxonomy places the organism in Eukaryota, Viridiplantae, Streptophyta, Magnoliopsida, Myrtales, Myrtaceae. The coding region runs from base 160 to 2016 and encodes 618 amino acids.